AUGAAGUCACUUACGGCGAUGCUGUUUCUAACCACGUUUGUGCUUUUCGUUUUACACAUCCGCGGAAUCUUUACUCAGGAGCUACAAUUCCAGAACAAUGAACAAACGUCGCACAUUGUACUUCUUGGAUCAACUAAACCCGAUGGAACGCGCGAAUUCCGUUGUGGCGGUUCGUACCUUGGCAGUAACAUAGUGGUUGCCGGAGCCCAUUGUGUCACUGGGAAAAACCAACCAACCCUCGAUACUGUACGGUUUGGCAGUGGCACAGGGAAUGUUUUACAUUUUCGAAUCGUCAACCACACGCUGCACUAUCGUUACAAACCACAGUUCGAGUAUCACAACAUGGCCAUCUACUAUCUCGAUGCGAGACCCGAUGUUGUAGGACGCUUCAAACCGGCUUGCAUUCUAAAGCCACACAUGAAGCAGGGCAUGGUACAGAUGGUUGGCGAUAGCUCCAAUGGGCGCGGAUUGUCUCUUCAGUCGACCACGUUGGAUGUGGUAGCUUCCGAGAAGUGUCACGAAUACUACAAUCCCAUACCGAAGCUUCGCUUUGGUGUAUUGCUCUGCUGCUUCUGUGCGAUGAACCCCGACACAAGCGAAUGCUCCAAUAUGCACAGCUCGCCACUACAGUUGGUCAUCAAUCGUAAUGGGAAAAGUGUUCCGUUUCUUAUCGGUCACAAAUCGAUCGGAAGAGCUUGCGGAGUCAAAAGUCCUGCCGUUUUCACACGCUACGGAUCUUACUACGAAUGGCUAGAAACCGUUACAAACUUACCGUUAGAGGCGACCGAUUGUUUUAGUCGCUAUUGA
Anopheles maculipalpis is the source of this 807-nucleotide messenger RNA. Its product is annotated as serine protease snake-like. The record is from RefSeq and is a predicted model, not a curated record. The transcript has 4 exons. Bases 1 to 807 code for a protein of 268 amino acids. Gene Ontology annotation, biological process: proteolysis. Lineage: Eukaryota; Metazoa; Arthropoda; Insecta; Diptera; Culicidae. Gene Ontology annotation, molecular function: serine-type endopeptidase activity.